AAAAGUAUCCUCUAUAGCACCUCGAUCAUGCAAUACCAUGGCAACCAUAAUUUAUCAUAUCAGUUUUUCCCCAGAUGUCUGAUUCAUUGGCAUGUUUUAACUGUUUAGGGAGUAACCUCGUUUGAAAAUUUAAGGUGGUCAAAAUGUCAGCACGGAAAUCAACAAAGCGUCAGCGCACACGUGCGCAACGCUACACAUCAAAUGUCUUUGCAAUGUUUGAUCAAACACAGAUACAAGAGUUUAAGGAAGCUUUCAAUAUGAUUGACCAGAAUAGAGAUGGAUAUAUUGACAAAGACGACCUCUUAGACAUGAUGACAUCACUAGGAAAAGACCCGCCUAAUGAAUACUUAGAAAAGAUGAUCAAAGAAGCACCGGGACCAAUUAAUUUUACCAUGUUUCUUACUUUGUUUGGAGAGAAACUAAAUGGGACAGAUCCAGAAGAAGUUAUUCGAAAUGCAUUUGCAAUGUUCGACACAGUUAAUAAUGGUUUUGUUCACGAGGAUUAUUUGAAGGAAUGUUUGAUGACAAUGGGAGACAGAUGGACAGAAGAUAUGGUAGACGAUUUAUUCCACGGUGCUCCUAUAAGAGAUGGAAUGUUUGAUUAUAUAGAAUUUACACGGAUGUUAAAACAUGGUAGUAAAGAAAAAGAUGACGAAGUUCCGUCACUCUCACCAGAAGAACUUCAGGGAUUCAAACAAAUCGGGAAGGAAAAUGAACAAACUUAAACAUUUAAAUCUCACUUUAUCAUACAUUAAAAUUUUAUAUUUCACAAUU
Molecule: messenger RNA, 774 nt
Organism: Mytilus trossulus (common blue mussel)
Lineage: Eukaryota; Metazoa; Mollusca; Bivalvia; Mytilida; Mytilidae
Product: myosin regulatory light chain 2, smooth muscle minor isoform-like
Exons: 4
Coding region: 144-725 (193 amino acids)
Cellular component (GO): cytoplasm; myosin II complex
Molecular function (GO): calcium ion binding; myosin heavy chain binding
Source: RefSeq, a predicted model, not a curated record